AGGAUGAUUAUGAAACGCGACCUCCUACUCCCGUAGUAAUAAUUUUCGACAUUCAUUUCGACAUAAUAUUCUGUCAUCAUCACCUUCCUGACACCUGUUGGCUGGGAUAAGUUAAGAGUAGACCAGGGUGUAAUAUUCACCACCUUUCGAUUAUUUCGAUUGCUCACUGGCGCUGUUACUAUCGGACUCGUCCGUGAGGAGCACUUGAUACUUGAAUACCAUCGUAAAAUUUCUACUUUCGAAUAACAAAUUUACGUAAUUACAUUAAUCAACGACCAGCACCGUAAUUAGAAGCGCCUCCACACAGCAUUGUUUUUCUUGCGGAAGAAAUGAGUUCCGCAAGCGACGAACUGCAUGAGGAGGAGAUGGGCGACGAGGGGAGUCGCGGCUUCACCUCGACGUCCGUCGGCGUGAUGGAUGAAAAAUGGAAGAAGAAGGGCUACAAAGACUGGAGUGAUUACACCAAGAAGGACUGGGUAUGAAAUGCAAAAAUGUCUGGGUCUGGAAACUUGUGAUGCUGGGUGGCGUAUCAUGAGGAGGCCACAAGUGCUGGCUCAGCAUGACAAGUUUCUGAGCUUCUAGGUGUUGCUUAUUCUGCAUGACAAACUGCGUUUCUGCAUGACAGAAAAAUGGCGCUCUUAGGUAACGUGCAUGACAGAUUUGAGAGUCAUGCCAGACAAGCAUGACAAACAUGCACGCUUCCAGACCCAGACAUUUUUACAUUUGAUACUGGGAUCAAUACUACAAUUACGGUGUCUACGCGUUGUCGCAGACCACGUCGGCAGCGGCCGGGGCGAAAAAUGCCGGCUCGACUGGUUCUGGUACAACUUCCUCGAAGAAGAAGGGAAUGAAGAAGGCCGCGGCCGCGACAAAGGCCAUGAAAGCCGGUGGGAAAAAAAAGAAGAUGAAGAUGGCUCCGAUGAAGAAAAUGUCCGCCGCGAAGAAGAAGAUGGUGCAGAUAUGCUGAGUAAAAAUUGAUACCCACAGUGCUUACCCCACAGUCAAUGAGUUGGAACUCUGAGGAAACACGAGUCCAAAAGUUCUUCGUUUGGGAGUCCUGCUCAACAUAUUUGGCAAGUUUCUAUCUGUAGUGUGGUUCUGCAUAGCAAGGAAAGCCGCACUUUUACAGAGCCAUCUGCCAACAUCCCUAGUGCAGUAUGUACAAAUGAUUCCAAAACACGACUACGACUAGAAAGCCUCGCAGAUGCAAAUCUAGUACAUGACACCUCGGGGGUGGGUACGUUUUUUUGACAGGAUGGCAGAUGAAGAUGAAGACCACCAAGAAGAAGAUGGCAAUGAAAAUGAAAACGAUGAAAAAGAAGUCCGCGAAGGAGAAACCCACCAAGAGCAUAUCAGAGUGCACACGCCCCCCCUCCCCCUCAUGUGUCUUGCAAAAACGCAAAUCAUGCAUGCGGCGCAUGAAUUGAAAUUUCUCGUGCAACUCCAGUUUCGCUAGUGUUAAUGCUUUUCUUGCUGGUGACGCCCUUCAAAUGAGGGGGAGGCGAAGUUUUGCACUCUCAUAGAGCAAGACGCUAGUGUACAAGGGAAAGCGACCAAAAACCACGGGAGGCCUUACCAAGGCGGACCUGAAGGUAAACAAGCGGGUAUCAAAAUGAAAAGUGCCCUAUUCUCAAAAGACCGAACAGUUUGUAUUCUAUUUCCAUUGCAUAUAUGAAGCUACUACAUUUGUCACGCCAGCGCAGCAUAUCAUACCAAGGCAGAUACUUAUUUGUAUUUCCCUAUGUAUAGGGAAGCUUAUUUGCAGCAUGAGCAUCGCAAACGCAAACCCGUGCCCUUUCCGGGGUGCUUAGGGCAGCUUUUCAAGAGGAUAGCGGGGAAAGGUGGUGUAUCCUAUGUAAAAACGUCCCCACACCAUAGUCAAGAUGGGAAGUCUGCAACACAAAUCCCCAAGUUUUAGACAUGACAAGUUUCCAUCUGCAGUGUAGUACUGGCUGGCAAGGAAAACCGCAUGAAAAAGCCAUUUUCUCGUCCUGUUUACAGCAUUACAAAUUUCAAAACACGACUGGAAAUGCCUCUCAUGGAAGUGCGCAUUACAAAUCUUCCUGUCAUUGCACAUUUGCAUGACAACUCUGGGGUGGGGACGUUUUUACACAGGAUAUGGUGUCCAAAAAGGCCUCGGCCGCGGCCAUGAAGAAGCCGCAGGCGAAAAUUAUCGUGAAGUGGUCUAGCUUACCAAGUGCAAAAAUGUCUGGGUCUGGAAGAAUUCAUGUUUGUCAUGCUUGUCUGGCAUGACUCUUAAAUCUGUCAUGCUCGUUACCCAAGAGCUCCGUUUUUCUGUGGUGCAGAAGCGCAGUUUGUCAUGCGGAAUAGGCAACACCGAGGAGCUCAGAAACUUGUCAUGCUGAGCCAGCAUUUGGAGCCUCAUCAUGAGACGCCACCCAGCGUCACAAGUUUCCAGACCCAGGCACUUUUACAAUCCAUAUAGCUGCGUAAAGCAAGCGCGUGCGAGUCUCGGGUUCCAGGGCGUCUUCGUGCCGGUGGGGGGCAAGACAGAGCGGGGCCAGCGCCUCUACCGGGAGACGCGCAUGCUGUACGACGCCGCCCGGGGAUCGGGAUCCGCGACCCCGAAUGCGAACAAUUCGCCGCAGGCCAGCUAUUGAGAGGAAAAAUCCCCCCUCCCCAUAUGGGAAACGAAAUUUGUGAUGCUGUAUUUGAGUACACAAAUCGACUUGUAAUGCUAGAAGGCCAAGAGACGCAGCUGUGUUCUCGUUUGCAGGCAAUUUGUCAUGCUGUUUCCCACUUCCAGCUGCCCCCUGUCAUGCUGAAGAUGCAAGGCCUUCCCACGCCAACCAGCACUACAGUCCGCAUCUUUUCCCUUCUAGCAUGACAAAGCUGAUUUGUGACCACAAAUGUGCAUCACAAAUCUCUAAUUUGACUAUGGGGAGGGGGGAUUUUUCCUUUUGAUACCAGCAAGGCGAAGGCGCAGCAGGUCCCUUCUACGAUGCGCAGCGGUAGUACCUUCCAGCUGCGUGCGGACGUCCUUCAGUAUCCUGAGUAAAAACAUCCCCACACCAGAGUCAGGAUGGGGAUUUUGCAACACAAACCUUGGAGUUUUGGGAGUCACGCAUGACAAGUUGCACUCCGCAGUGUAGUGCAGGUUAGCAAGUGCAGCCGCAUCACAGAUUCAUCUGCUCAUCCUGUUCACAGCAUCACAAAUUCCAAUACACGAUUGGAAAUGGCUCUCAUGGGGAUGCGCAUUACAAGUCUUCCUGUCUUUGCAAAUCUGCAUUACAACUCUGGUGUGGGGACGUUUUUCCUCAGGAUAUUCAGGAGCAGAACUUCAGCCGCGGCUACGUCGGGCCUUUCCAGUGAACAGAUGACGGCCACCAGAGAGGACGACAGGACGAAGACGAAGCUGCAACGAACCUGAAACAGCCACAGGCAAUGAGGCACGGGGCGGGGCCUUUUACAUAACACAUUAUUGUUUUACAUUAUUACAACUCCGCGGUGACGUAGGCGAGUUGAUUGCUUAUGAGUAAACUACGCAUCAUUUGCAUUUCAAUGGUGCAUGCGCAUCCUACUACUAGACAUCGACGUUGAGCAAGUACAGGUAGUGCGAUGUUGCACUGAUCAUGUAAGUAAAAAGAUAGGCGAAUCUUCUACCGCGAGCUAGUUGAGUCGCGUAAAACUCUCGACUUCUAUCUCCAAAGAUGCAUGAAUCGCCGUGUAACUAUAUCUUUGAAUUUUUGUACUCUUUUGUUGUAAAUCAUCUAUUUGCUUGUUAUUCUCUACGCGCGGACCUGGGGCGAUUGAUGGGUUUCUUUUCAGACACCGGUCACGCUUGUAGAUGCAGCAUUUUGUGAAGUUUCCCUGGAGCUCCUCCCGUUCCAUGUCAAUUUCAUAAUAACAUAAAGCACAACCAACAACAUAAGUAAAUAUUCAGUAAAUGUUCCCUAGGAAGUUUCCUAAAAACAUUUUGAUCGCACUUAUGCAGGACAUUCUGGCUUUUCGAGCUGCCGAGAAGAGCAGUUUCGAUAUUUUUUGCCACACACACCGAUGUUCUGCCUUUCUUUUUUCGUGUAGACAGAAUACACCUACGAGCUGUUGGUCUUCGUUUUGAUAUUUUGAAAAUCGGGCCGCACACUCCGUAGUCUUUAUUUUUUUUCUGGCAGGUGUGCUCCUGAAAAAUGCGCCCGCCGGAUGCGCGUCCUCUUGCGCCAUUGGAUUCGUUUUCGGUCGGCUCACGGUCAC
Molecule: messenger RNA, 4212 nt
Organism: Amoebophrya sp. A120
Lineage: Eukaryota; Dinophyceae; Syndiniales; Amoebophryaceae
Source: the annotation of a GenBank genome assembly